AUGGCUUCUAAUGUAUUCAAUAUUUCCCUUGCUCAAGAAAAUCCAUUUAGUUUAGGGAGUCAAGAUAUCAUAUCAGAAUCUGCUGCUAAUGUCAUUGUUCAAGUUUUGAUCCUUUUAAUGGAGACGUUCAGUCUCUUUGGUAUCUUAGUCAAUACGAUCAACUUGAUAGUCUUCUACAAGCAGGGAUUCAAAGCUACAACAAACAUUGCAUUUCUUGCGCUUUCGUUUGCUGACCUCUUCAAUUUGGUAGACGUAGAGUUAGGUCUGGUGUUUUAUAAUUCCUUCAUCGUCAAUGCAUUUCCUUAUCCCAUUGAACGGACCGAACUAUCCAAUAUAACGUCUACACCACAUCCCGCAUUCGCCAGAGUCAGGUCUUGGAUUUUUGUUUUCCUAACAACUGAAAGAUGUCUUUGCAUCGUAUUUCCUUUAAAGAUCAAACGUAUCAUCACACCAUUUAGGACUGUCGUUGUCUUGGUAAUUAUCUACAUGCUUAACAUAGCAGUAGUUGUUCCAUUCUGGUUUGAUAUGUACGUAGACUGGAAGUAUUACCCGAACGUUAACAAGACAAUGCUUGGAGUGAAGUAUCGAUUUGACAGGACUUACGUCCGAGCGCCUGUACAUGUCACUUUAGCUGUCAUCAUGUUCACGUCAUUUCCAAUCGUCGUGUUCUUCACCUGCGUCCUCAUCUGGAAACUGCAGAAAGUAUCUCGGUGGAGGCUCAAGUCCGUGAAAACUGACCAGCUGGACAGUACGUCCCAUAGGGACAAAACUAUCGUCAGGAUGGUGGUGGCUAUCGCCUGUGUUCUGAUUGUUUCCCUUGCCCCCUCGAUGGUGUACUUUCUCCUCACCUCCGUUAGCUUGUAUUUUGACGCCAGUAAGUACAAACAGUCCAUCACAGUGUUCAGUUGGUUCGCGUACCUCCUCGACGUCAUCAACUCGUGCGUCAACAUCCUAUUUUACUACCAGAUGAGCUCAAACUACAAGCACAUUUUUAUCAAGACAUUCUUCCCGUGUGGAAGUUGUGCAAUAGGUUUGAAAUGA
Biomphalaria glabrata is the source of this 1041-nucleotide messenger RNA. RefSeq lists its product as uncharacterized. Gene Ontology annotation, biological process: G protein-coupled receptor signaling pathway. Gene Ontology annotation, molecular function: G protein-coupled peptide receptor activity. The record is from RefSeq and is a predicted model, not a curated record. The transcript has a single exon. NCBI's taxonomy places the organism in Eukaryota, Metazoa, Mollusca, Gastropoda, Planorbidae. Bases 1 to 1041 code for a protein of 346 amino acids. Gene Ontology annotation, cellular component: plasma membrane.